Messenger RNA from Oncorhynchus tshawytscha (Chinook salmon), 2540 nucleotides. RefSeq lists its product as uncharacterized. Lineage: Eukaryota; Metazoa; Chordata; Actinopteri; Salmoniformes; Salmonidae. The transcript has 4 exons. The coding region runs from base 262 to 1389 and encodes 375 amino acids. The record is from RefSeq and is a predicted model, not a curated record. Gene Ontology annotation, cellular component: nucleus.
UACAGUCAUGCGUGCAUACAUUUUUACAAAGGCAUGGUCCUGGGAAUCAAACCCACAACCCUGGUGUUGCAAGCAUCAUGCUCUACCAACUGAGCUACAUGGUCUUUUUAUAACCAUAACGUCUUUACACAGCGAUUCCUAUCAGUGGAGUGCAGUGUGGUUUACAUUUUGUUCUCCUGCAGGCUGGCAGUGCCAGGGGUGGUGCCCUCACAGGUAUAGGUGGCUAUUUCUUGUGCAUGUAAACAGGCCUAGGGGUGCAACAUGAAUUUCAAAUUCACCUAUAGCGAAAUAGAGGAACUUGGGGGCAACUUGCCCAUGAAGAAAAGGAAGUCGCGCUUCACCUUCGAUGAAGUCCAUCUGCUGCUGUCUGAGGUCAAAAGAAACAGGCACAUCCUCGUAAGCAAGUUCAACCAAGGCGCUUCGUCAGACCUGAGGAAGCGAACAUGGGCGGACAUCGCGAUUUGCAUCAACAAAAUCAGCGAGUGCCAACGGGAGGUCAUGGAGAUCGUCAAGAAGUGGGCUGACCUAAAGUGUGACGCCAAGCGCAGGAUGGUGGCCAUGCGAGGGCCUAAUGGUGUCCGUAUCUCCCAGAACCUGUCGCCGGUGGAGAAAAUGGUGCACGAAAUACUAGCCAUGUCCCCUCCGAACAAGGCCACUAUGGGCAGUAUGAAUCAUGAACCUGAGGAGAAUGACUUUGGUGACAUGUCAGAGAUGUCGACUCGCUCCUCUGGCACCUCUAAUGGUAUGGCUGGCCUUCAUCAUAUGGGUAUGCCUGGCACCAGCCCCCACGCCAUAGGCUCGUCUAUGUCACCUUUCUCAACUCGAGAUAAAGAUAUUGGCAUGUUUUCUCGGAUGCCAUUUGGCCGGGAUCCUUCUCAGUCGUCUCAUGAUUUUUCAUUCAUGACACCAGUCGAUGAAGACAACAGUCUGGGAUUUGAGGACCUAGAAGAGGAGCCGCGGCACAUGGGCUCCUUCCGCCCUCCUGCUGAGCCUCGUCGCACCUACUCCAGAUUCGUCACCGCUGUGUCUUCCUCCAUGGCUACUUCCUCAUCCUCCCUCCCAGCUCCCUCCUCUUCAUUUCUCCCUGCUCCUCCCUCUUCUUCUACCUCUCCAGGGUCAGUCAUGGGACAGGGGGCAAUCCGGAAGCAGCUAGCCCACAGUGCCUCCCUCAGUCUCAAGGAGCAGCAGGCCACUACUGCCCUGCUAGGGGCCGUGUCGGGGUCGCUGGGGGCCCUGGCCCAGUCCGUGCAGCAGCUGGUGGAGUCGCAGCAGGAGUUUGUACGCGACUCCCUGGAGAUGCAGCGAGAGACUGUGAGCGUCCUGCGAGACUUCUCUACCAAUGCCCUGGCUCUCCUGCGGGACAAGGUCAACGGCCACCCGCCUUCUUAACUCCCAGUUCACCUACAGAACCCAACACAACAUACACACAGACCCUACCUGUGAAGUGCUUGCCUGUGGACUGAGAUCAUGUCAUUAAUACUGUUUGCAGAUUCACAUUGAGAAUGAGUAUGCUGCCACUAGUAUAGAGUACUGAAUAGCAGGAAGCCAAAAUAAAAUUAUGAGUAUCUUUAUAUACUGGAGAUGAGCUUUCUAACUAGUGACUGUUUUGUGAAACUUUUGAUGUUAAAGAGAUCCACGUGUCAUGGUUCCAGAACUAUGGUAAAUCACUUUUUUUUUUUUACUGAAUGGAACAAGAGUAGACAUUGCAAGGAUGUCUGUCAAAGAAAAACUUGUGCAAUACUCUAAAAAUGAUUUUUGAGGGUAAGCGAACUGUUUAUCUGAGCCUGUUUUUAAAAAAAUUAUUUUACCUUUAUUUAACCAGGCAAGUCAGUUAAGAACACUGACUUAUUUUCAAUGACAGCCUGGGAACAGUGGGUUAACUGCCUGUUCAGGGGCAGAAUGACAGAUUUGUACCUUGUCAGCUCAGGGGUUUGACCUCACAACCUCCCGGUUACUAGUCCAACACUCUAACCACUAGGCCACCCUUCCACCCUGGUCUCAUUUGUAGGUUUCCUCUAACAAGUAUGCAAAGACUGGUCAUCCAAACACUUCAAGCAUAACCAGUCACAUUUCUAGAUUAAUUUGGGUCAAAUCGAUUAGAUUACACACACAAAAAAAAGAGCAGCACAUACAUGUGGAAAGUAUGAGUUUUCAUCUGCCAACCUCAUUACUAUCCAAAGGUUAGGUGGUUUGUUUUUUAAACUGGCAAUAAAUCCCACUACAACUACGAGACGACUAAAUAGAAACUGGCCAUAUUUGUAGCAUUUGCACUUCAAUUUAAUGUAUUUUCAUUUUGUAUUGAGUUUAAAUUAUAUUGAGUGUCCAACUUUUUAGGAAAGUUUUGAGAAUGUUUUGGAUAUAUUUUGUCAAUGCUGAAGAAAUGUUUUUAUGAAAAGUAACCUUUUCACUGAACUUCAAUUAACUUUUGUUUUUCCAGACUGAAUGAUUUUUAAAACAUUCUCUAGACUACUGUAUUGUGACAUGUAAUAUGUGACUCCUUCAACCAAAUCUUAAGAAUAAAACAACCUGUUUUGAACUUA